Molecule: messenger RNA, 614 nt
Organism: Lolium perenne
Lineage: Eukaryota; Viridiplantae; Streptophyta; Magnoliopsida; Poales; Poaceae
Source: RefSeq, a predicted model, not a curated record
UCCACACGUACUGUACAAGACAAGAGAACGCACACGAGCUGACGAGCAAGAGCCACCACUGGUACGUGCCUACGAGCACACCGAGGAUGAGCAUGUCACCGGCGUUGGAGGAGAGCUACGCGAGGCUCGGCCUCGACCUCGGCCGGACGUGGCGGCGAGUGAGGGGGUUCCGGCUCUGCGCCUGGAAGCACCGGUUCUCGGUGCGCCGUCUGCGGUCAAAGCUGCUCGCGUUCCUGGGCAACGUCGGCAUGCACGCGCGUCAGCUUGGGAGGAGGCUCUCGACGUCGUCAACGAGAGGCAGCUCGGCGUGCGCACGGAGCGGCAGCGCGAGAGCUCUAGUGGGCGGAAAGGGGUCGCAGAGGUGGUGCCCGGGCGGAGAGACGACGAACAAGGCGCCGAGGAGCGCGGCGUCGUUCAUGCGGACCAACUCGUUCUACGCGCAGGCCAUCGCCGACUGCCUCGAGUUCAUCAAGCGGAACUCGGUGCCGCUCGAAGACUACAGCAGCGGCGGCGGGAGAUAGAAGAACUUGCUGGAGGCUCCGUCUAAAACGUGUACAGCUGAACUAGAUGGAAAAAGAAAUUAAUAGGGGGUCCCAAAUCGAUGGAGUCUCUGU